Molecule: messenger RNA, 501 nt
Organism: Striga hermonthica
Lineage: Eukaryota; Viridiplantae; Streptophyta; Magnoliopsida; Lamiales; Orobanchaceae
Source: the annotation of a GenBank genome assembly
AUGUACGGCGGCCAAAAGAAGAACCACGCGGAGCACAAGCCCGGCGGGGCUCCGCCCGCCGCCAGCCCGCGGAUCUCCUUCUCCAACGACUUCAUAGAGGCCGGAGGGUCCAGGGUCGGCGCGUACAGGGACGCGCCGGUAUCCGACUUCGAAUUCUCCGUCGGCGGCUACUCCAUGAUGACCGCCGACGAGCUCUUCUUCAAGGGCAGGCUACUGCCGCUCAAGGAGGGAUCCGCCGCCAACACCGCCGCCGGGAGGACGCUGAGGGACGAGCUCGAGAACGGCGGCGACGAAGAAGGCGACGGCGGGGGAGGAUUCUCGCUCCGGCCGCCGAAGAAUCCGGCGAAGUGGAGGGGGUUUUGGGGGCUCCGGAAGUCGAAUAUCGGGUCGAAGAAGGCUGAGAUGGGCGGCGAGAAAAGGACAGCUGGCUGUAAUAACAACACUACCCAUGAUGACGAGGAUGUCCAAGGCACCAAGGAUUCACAGGAUUUGGUUGAUUGA